UUGUUGACGAGUGAUGCCGGUUUUUAUUAUCGAUUUAUGAUUUGUGCACAAAUGUGAAGUGCAAGGGUUUAUUUGCAAAAACGGUGUGUUUUUGUGGACUUUUCCUUGUGUGAUGAUCAACUGAAUCCAGCCUUGGUUGAAAACCUUUUCAGCAUAAUGAGUAAAAGGCGUCGAACGAGUUCUAUAGCCAGUAGGGGGCAAGAAGACGAUUCUUUGGAUAGUCUGGAGGCUUCGACUAGUACAGGACCUACGAUGCGAAAGCGCAGCAAAAAACUAGAUCCUAUGGAACUUUGUCAACAAUUGUACGAUUCAAUCCGCAAUCACAAAAAAGACGACGGGACUCUUCUCUGCGAUUCGUUUAUUCGAGUACCGAAACGUAGACAAGAGCCCGGCUAUUAUGAGGUUGUUUCAAACCCGAUCGAUUUGUUGAAAGUGCAACAAAAACUGAAAACUGAGGAAUAUGAGGAUAUCGAGGAUUUGCAGAACGAUAUCGAGUUAAUUGUCAAUAACACGAAAGCUUUCUAUAAAAAGAAUUCGCAGGAGUAUCGCGACGCCAUAGAUUUGUGGGCCUUGUUUCUCUCUAACAAACACAAACUACUUAAUACCAAAGACGAUGAACCCGAACCUAAGGGAAAAAUCGUGUUAAAAGUCGGAAGACCGAGCAAAAAAGCCGGCACUCCGGUCGAAACCAAAGAACCUGAGCACUCUGAGGACACUUCAGAGAGUUCGAAUUUCGACGACGAUGUCAAUUUAUACGAGGAGCUGUUCACUUCAGUCAUGACAGCGACCGAUAAUGAAAAUCGGCCACUUCACACUUCUUUCCAGCUAAUUCCCUCGAAGAAAAAAUAUCCCGAGUAUUACGAAGUGAUCGAACAACCCAUCGAUCUAAAAAUGAUUGCCACCAAAAUCCAAACUAACGACUAUUGCAGCUUGGCCGAGCUCGAGAAAGACUUGAUGUUAAUGUGCAAAAACGCCUGUUUGUUUAACGAACCCGGUUCGCAGAUUUACAAAAACGCGAAAGCGCUGAAAAAGAUAAUUCAAAGUAAAAAAGCCGAGCUGGAUCACAUUAAAUUAAGUUUGGGUAAAAGCAGCGAACGCAUUAGGAAUAAACGGUUAAGGGGCAGUACAUCGCUAUCUGCGGUCACUGCAGCCCUAAGGGACGACGAGUCGGACGCUGAGGUGGAACCAGAGGAACAGAUGGACGAUGAAUCAAUUGCUGAUCCUCUUGAUGUCGAAGAUCCCCAGUGGCAAUUGUUCGAGGCUGUGCGUUCAGUGACGAGUAAUAGCGGAGUUUCCUUGAGCGAACCCUUCUGGAAAUUGCCCUCGAAACGUUUCUAUCCAGACUAUUACCGCGAGAUCAAAAACCCAGUCUCUUUGACUCAAAUCAAACGAAAACUGACCAAGCACGCUUAUGGCACCAUAAGCGAAGUGGCCGGUGACAUGACCAUAAUGUUUGAGAAUGCGAAAAAGUAUAACCUGCCGUCGUCAAGGUUGUAUAAAGACGCUGUCAAGUUGCAAAAGGUCAUGCAAAUGAAAGUGCAAGAACUACUUGACAUUGAUCAGGUAACAUACAGAGUCACUAACAAAAACCGGAAGGAUACAGACAGUGAGGCAGAUUCCGAAGUCGUUGUGCGCAAAAAGCCAGGACCUAAGCCAAAAAAUACGCAAUCGAGUGGCAGCACGCCACAAAGAGGGCGUCCACCGCGAGACCCAAUCCCGCUAAAAAAACGUUUGCACGCUUUAGCGAAAUAUAUGCUCGACUAUACUUGUGAGGAUGGCCGAAAGCCCAUGCUCGGCUUUAUGGAAAAACCCUCGAAAAAAUUGUAUUCGGAAUAUUACGAAGUCAUUUCGGAACCGAUCGAUUUCCUCGAAAUUGAGCAAAAAAUUCGCGCCGAUCAGUACAGCUCCGAGAGUGACUUAGUCAAAGAUUUUAAGCUCAUGUUUUCGAACUGCCGACAGUUUAACGAGGAAAAUUCGCCAAUUUACGAGGAUUCCCUCGUUUUGGAAAAACAUCUGUUGGAUAAAGUUGGGCAUAGUGUCACUCCGGAAAAGAAGGAAAAAACCGUAGUCAGAGUUUGCAGUGUUAAACCGCGCAAAAUUCUCUCGCCGGUUGAAAAAAACCUAAGAACUUUGUACGACGCGAUCAGGGAUUAUCGGGAAGCUAAAGCCAACCGACAGUUAUCGCUGAUUUUCAUGAAGUUGCCGUCGAAAAUAGACUAUCCCGACUAUUACGAGGUGAUCAAGAACCCGAUAGACAUGGAAAAAAUUUCACAAAAGCUGAAAAGCAACUCGUACGAGACCCUCGACGACUUGGUCUCCGAUUUCAUCCUAAUGUUCGACAACGCGUGCAAAUACAACGAGCCCGAUUCCCAGAUUUACAAAGACGCCUUGGUCCUUCAAACUGUAUGUCUCCAAACCAAGCUUCAACUGAAAGAGGACGACGAUACGGUUCCCGACGUCUCGGCGGCUGUCCAGGACAUACUUUUGAACCUCUUCACCAACGUUUACAACCACCAGGACGCGGAGGAACGGUGCUAUUCAGAUUCGUUGGCUGACUUGCCCGAACACGAUGAAAUCGACGGCAAAAAGGUGCGAGCGGUGUCUUUGGACUUGAUCAAAAGACGGCUUGAUCGCGGUUUGUACAAAAGGCUAGACACGUUCCAAGACGAUGUUUUCGCGUGCUUGGACCGAGCGAGGCGUUUGUCGCGUUCCGAUUCACAAGUUUUUGAAGACUCGAUCGAACUGCAGUCCUAUUUUAUUAAGCAAAGAGACGAGUUGUGCAAAAAUGGGGAGUUGUUGCAAUCGCCGGCUUUGAACUACACUCUCAUGGACCUAAGCUCAGCUGUUGAGUCUUUGAGACAGAGCAAGUUGUUAGAAGAGUCACUAGAGGAGGAGACAGAGACUCGUAGUUCCGAUGAUUCCAUUAUCAAAGAAACUAACAUGAAUGUUGGGGAAUCGUUGACUUGCAAUCAACAGACUUUCAAAGUCGGGGAAUUCGUCUAUUUGGACUCGAAGGAGAAGGGUUGCGACCCCCAUAUUUUACUAAUCGAGCGUUUGUGGACAAACAACGGCCAGCAAAUGCUCUACGGGAACUAUUACUUGAGACCUGCGGAAACGUUUCACGUAACGACGAGAAAAUUCCUCGAAAAGGAGGUUUUCAAGUCGGACACACACAUUGCCGUACCCUUGGAAGAGGUCAAAGAGCGCUGUUGUGUCCUCAGCACCAAACAAUACUUCACCAUGAAACCCGAAGGUUACGAUGAGAAAGAUGUGUACGUUUGCGAGUCACGGUACAGCACUCGCAGCCGCAGUUUCAAAAAAAUCAAAAUAUUCCCCGAAAAUCCCUCCCUGAAGCUGAUCCAGCGGGACGUACCGCUCGAGCCGAAGCGAGUCGUUUCAGUUUUCCGGGAGCGAAUCGAGAAGCACAAAGACGAGCUCGCCGAACUACAGGAACAAGAAAAACUAGUUGAGAAAGACAAACCUGUAAGUUUUCAACAGUGUUGGGUUGGCGCUAGUGAUUUUUUCCAGAACGUUGUGCUUUACACGAAUCUGGAAAUCGACGAUGGUAACACGUAUUACGAGCAGUACAAUACGAUUUGUAGCGGAGUUGUUAAGACCGGCGAUUUCGUUUACGUGGCUGCCGACGGUGGGCGGCAAAUGAUCGCGCAAAUUGACAGUAUUUGGGAUACGAAAGAUGGGAAGUGUUAUUUUCGAGGGCCGUGGUUUGUGGCGCCCAAUGAAGUCCCGCAUUCGCAAAAUCGGUUGUUCUAUAAGCAGGAGGUGUUUUUGUCCUCGAUGGAAGACACUAAUCCGCUCGUGAGCAUCAUGGGAAAGUGUGCGGUGCUUGAGUUUAACGAGUACAUUUCGUGUCGGCCGACUGAAAUACCCGAAAGUGAUAUUUUUAUUUGUAAUUCACUCUAUGAUGAGAUUAAUCGGCAAGUUAGCAAAUUGCCGGUCGAUGGUAUUAAAAAAUAUUAUCACAGUACUUUGGUUACGGAAGAUGAAAUUUACUAUUUUCCCAAACUAAUAAAUGCGCCAAAAGUAGGCAUUGACAUGAGUCAGGUUCAACCAGAUAUUGUCAAAUCUCAGAACACACCAAUACAUAUGGAAGUAGAGGCGUCGCCCCAGCUUACGAAAAUGAACGACAUGGAUAUAUUGAUGGAAGACUCACUAGAUGGCGGGCCACCUUCAGUCGGUUCCGGGGAAAUACCGGUGAUCAUAGCAACACCCGGCACUUCCUUAUCCACCCCAAACACCACCAAGAAGAAACCUAACAAAAAUAAGGUCGUGACCGGUUACAUUUUGUAUUCGCGUGAAGUACGCAAACAAAUCGUGCAAAACAACCCCGACUCGAAUUUCGGCGAAAUCAGCCGAAUUGUGGGUAACGAAUGGCGCUCGCUGCCAGCCAAUGAAAAGCAGAUUUGGGAAGAGCGCGCCUCGAAAUUGAACGAGGAGACGAAAGCUUUGCUCCUAUUGGACGAGCAGUGUGCAAGUCCCGCCCCGCCGAAUCCUCCCGAUACGGUUUAUGAGUGUAUGUGGGACGGUUGCGAUUACCAGUUCGAGGAGUUGCAAGAUUGCAUGGACCAUUGUAUUAAGGACAGUAAGGACUCUCAAGGACACGUCCAGAGCUAUUUCCAGGCGAAUCCCGACGCCGAAUUGCACUGUCAAUGGAAGGGUUGCUUGCGACGAAGCAACAAGAAAAAUAUUCAGCCGUUCCCGAAUUUGGCUCGAUUGGUGCGGCACGUCCGCGACAUGCAUAUAAACAAGGUCAAGGGACGGGUGAUUCCCCAGGGAGAUCGCAGCAAGAACUUCAUUGGUAACCGCGUCAUGCCAGUUUUGCAACCUUGCGUGUCGACAGCGUCCGAAAUAAUUGCCGCUGCUAGUAGCACCUUUAAUUCAACUGCUGGACAACACACAACUACAAGUAACUCAGCUAAUUCAAAUGCACCGGCUCAGAAGCAAGAACCAAUGUUUAUAACUGUGCCCCCAAGGCCGCAACGAGUCUUACAUUCGGAAGCUUACAUAAAAUACAUUGAGGGACUUCAAGCCGAUAAUAAACACAUAACUAACUGGGAAAGAACGUUAUGUGCCACUCAAGAAAACAUUCCGGCACCGGAUUUAGAUAAGCUACAGAACGUAACGGCUUGGUUGGGCAAGAAAGCCGAUCAACAAGACAACGUUGUGGCAGCUUUGUGGUCGUUGCGGAACAAAUUAUUGCGAGAUACUUUAAGUUUGCAAAAGGCAUUGUAAUUUUUUUGAAUCACGUUUUGUAGUAUCAUGUUCGUGAAUAAAGAUAUUUGAAGAUUUGGAA
Tribolium castaneum (red flour beetle) is the source of this 5311-nucleotide messenger RNA. RefSeq names its product polybromo (gene polybromo). The transcript has 23 exons. Gene Ontology annotation, biological process: chromatin remodeling; transcription elongation by RNA polymerase II. Bases 157 to 5250 code for a protein of 1697 amino acids. Gene Ontology annotation, molecular function: protein binding; chromatin binding. Gene Ontology annotation, cellular component: RSC-type complex; SWI/SNF complex. The record is from RefSeq and is a predicted model, not a curated record. NCBI's taxonomy places the organism in Eukaryota, Metazoa, Arthropoda, Insecta, Coleoptera, Tenebrionidae.